CUUUUACGGAUGUUCAAUCGCGCAAAAUCGCGUUAGGUUCGCUUCAGGUGAAAAAUAAAUAGAAUAGUAUCAAUACCCAGUCGCCUUCUUUGGACUUCUUAAGGCGGCAUCUAAAAUGUUUCCAACACAUUUAAGUGUUACUGGAAUCUGUGACAUACCGGUUCCACGACUUCCGCUAGAAUUCAGCAAGACUCUUCUAACGCCCAGGCCCCUACGCCAACCGCUGCCAGCACAUACACCGUCCGCUCACGCCAGGCCAACGCAUACGCACUCCGCAUUUCCUUUCCAUCCAGCAAAUCGCGGUUACCAAGCACUUCCGGUUUUAUCAAUUCCUCCGCCAGCAAGUGUCGCACCUGGUGUUGCCAUACCGACGCCAAUUCUCCCAUACCCUGGGUUCCCGAUUCCUCCGUUCGCUGUAGGCUCGCCCGCACACGACAUACAUCAGCUUAACAUUUUACAGUCGUUCAAUCGGGCGCAACAGGUCGGGCCUUCGGAGCAGCAUAAAGUCAAAACUCCGAUAAACAGGAACUAUUUGGAACUAGCAAUGUUGGUAUGCAAUACGUUCCGUGGGAAACUAUUCCCUUGUCCACAUUGUCGCUACGUAACGGACAGACGUAAUAACCUGAAGCGUCACAUAUCUACAAUGCAUCAGACGUGCGACAAACAGCUCGAGUGUUGUGGCGUCAGCUUUAGCACCAAAGCUUCUUUACGCGAGCAUAUAAUGAUAUUUCACCACAACGGAUAUUCUUGCCCAUAUUGCGGGAGACGAUUCUGUCGCAAAGCGUUGCUAAAACGUCAUUUGUCGGUGCAUAGCGGACAAAAGGACUACACUUGCCCCAGUUGCGAUUAUGCGACGAGUCAUAAAAGCAAUCUGGAAAGACACAAACGCAUACAUGAACGCCUGAAGCUAGGCGAGGACGGAAGCUUGUUUGAAUGUGGAGAUUUCACAAGCCACCAUAAAUCUCACAGCCCCGACACGACCGAUAACUCUUGUCUAGGAAACGGCAACAAGGGCAGUAACUUUGUCGAACUCGAUUCAGCGGACGAGAGCUCUGAUGUAGAUGUUGAGGAGAGCAUGAAUGAGGAAAAUGUACUUACGAAUUAUCCAGUUUUCUGUCCGCCAUUAAACCUUCGCCGCGAAACAGUCACCUCGAGUGAGGAGACUGGUGUCGACAGACGUUUACAUCAAGACGUUGAGGAUACAAACGUACCGUCGUUUGAACAUUUUAAAACGUUCAAUUCAGAAGCUCUACCAGCGAAGGCAAGUUCAAGUGAUGAAGAAAAGGACUUUCACAACAUUUAUAAGAUUCCCCAGCAAUUAGCUUUGGACUUUUCAAAGCAAUCGGCAAGACAAAGUUCUCAUAUUUGAGGAAUACGUUUGGUUUCUUAUGUAAAGACGCAGAUAUCUAGUCAACCCUUGUGUGUGUGUGUGUGUGCGUGCGUGCGUGUGUGUGCGUGCGUGCGUGCGUGCGUGCGUGCGUGUGUGUGUCUCCACUACCGUUUUCUUAAUACAAAUUACUCGGAUAGUAUUUUAUAUUUAUAUUGUUUAAAAGUAUGUUUAUAUUGUUUAUGCAUUAUAAAUGCAUAAUUAUUAUUACAUACCCAUACAUAUACAUAUAUGUAUGUAUAUAAUUACUUUAUUUCACUGUGAUGAGAUUGUGAACAAGGUAUACCAUUUAAGAAUCAUCAUUUUGUUACUAUAUGUUACAUUUAUAUGUAUUGUCACAAUUGAAAAUUGG
This is a messenger RNA of Mya arenaria, 1739 nucleotides long. Its product is annotated as replication initiator 1-like. The coding region runs from base 116 to 1369 and encodes 417 amino acids. Gene Ontology annotation, biological process: regulation of DNA-templated transcription. The transcript has 2 exons. Lineage: Eukaryota; Metazoa; Mollusca; Bivalvia; Myida; Myidae. Gene Ontology annotation, molecular function: DNA-binding transcription factor activity, RNA polymerase II-specific; RNA polymerase II cis-regulatory region sequence-specific DNA binding. The record is from RefSeq and is a predicted model, not a curated record.